Molecule: messenger RNA, 657 nt
Organism: Talaromyces proteolyticus
Lineage: Eukaryota; Fungi; Ascomycota; Eurotiomycetes; Eurotiales; Trichocomaceae
Product: putative mitochondrial ribosomal protein
Exons: 3
Coding region: 1-657 (218 amino acids)
Biological process (GO): translation
Cellular component (GO): mitochondrial large ribosomal subunit; ribosome
Molecular function (GO): structural constituent of ribosome
Source: RefSeq, a predicted model, not a curated record
AUGGCUGCGCAUGUGCCAGCUCUCCGGCCGCUGGCCAGCUUGAGGCCGAGCAGUAAAUUGCUCUGCCGUCCGCAGACCGCCAUGCUCACAGUCACCACGAAAUGGACGCCGCGACCCAAGCCAAAACCUUUUCCUGAGGAAUUGCCCCAACAAUUCUGGUCACAACUUCCUGAAAGAUUUCGACCGCAAGAAAAAAAGGAAAUGAAAAUCUUCCCCCCACCACCCUCCAAAGCAAACAUAUGCAGCGAACCCGUCGCCGCCAUCGCAAAUGCACAACUGGCUGUCCUCGAUCCAACAGGCGACCGCAUGGCGCUGUUCGACUACCGACGAAGCGCCCGCAGCGUCAAACCAGGCGACAUCAUCCGCGUGACGUUCAAGAGCGGCGAUCCAUUUUCAGGCGUUGUGUUGGCUAUUCGAUCCCGGGGUGUUGAUACUUCAGUUCUACUGCGGAAUCAAUUAACCAGGGUUGGCGUGGAGAUGUCGAUCAAGGUUUUCAGUCCGAAUGUCGAGGGCGUGGAGAUUGUGCAGAGGACGGAAAAGAGGAAGAGGAGGGCGAGGUUGUAUUACAUGCGGCAACCUAAGCAUGAUAUGGGCAGUGUGGAGAAUAUUGUUAAGAAUUACCUACGGCAGAAAUCUGCCAUGGCUGGUCGGGCAUAG